Trypanosoma grayi is the source of this 1176-nucleotide messenger RNA. RefSeq lists its product as hypothetical. NCBI's taxonomy places the organism in Eukaryota, Euglenozoa, Kinetoplastea, Trypanosomatida, Trypanosomatidae. The transcript has a single exon. The record is from RefSeq and is a predicted model, not a curated record. Bases 1 to 1176 code for a protein of 391 amino acids.
AUGACCGUCUUCUCAUCGAUCGAAAUAAGGCAUGACGACAACACAAGCGAAAAUGCCAGCAGUCAAGCCAAGCAGCACGACGAGCGGACAGUCGUUGGCGCAACACCUGAGGGCGAUCUGCCCCAGCUGGACACCACGUCGUUUCAGCGCAGCGAAGGCGGAUCGGAGCGGGGGCACACAACAGCGCAGUCGCCAAGCCCGAUGCCGACGCCCGCACCACACGCAGUAGCGGGAAGCAUGAGCCCGCUGGCGAGCUCCCCGCGCCUGGUCGCGUACGAACCCACUGACUGUGGCUGCAGCCAAGAGUACAGGGACAACAGCAGCAACAAGGAGGAGUUGCACUCCAGUUUCUCCGUUGAGAAUGCGCGAGCUCGGCGGNAAGAGUACAGGGACAACAGCAGCAACAAGGAGGAGUUGCACUCCAGUUUCUCCGUUGAGAAUGCGCGAGCUCGGCGGGUGCGUCUAGAGCGGCCGCCGCUCGGCUCUCUCAUGCCGCCGCCGCCCUCCCCUGGCCGUCUUGACUCAUGUGGUGUCGAUCUGCAAGAGCAGCAGCAACUAAUGUGUACCGAGACGCAGAGCUCAGAGCUGUACCAAGUGCGCUGCGAAAACGAGAAACUGCGGCAGGAACUCGCCACGAGGAGCGCAGACCUCCAGCAGGCGCUGCGAUUGCUGGAGCUUCGGGAGCUGGAGUGUAUAGAGCUGAAUCAACUUGUAGACAAUAUGCAAACCGAGGUGCGAGAAAUGCGAGAAUCAGAAAAGGAAAACAUCCAUACGCUGAGUAAAGAGAAUUCAGCAACAGAAGCACCACAUAACGUUAACUCUGUGGCUGCUGCGCAGAGGAUGAGUUUGUCAACGAAGACAGGGACAGUUGUAAAUAAAAGUAGCCGGACUGCGCUGCUGCCACCUGAUGAGGAGACCUUUAAGGCUCCCACGCUUGUCGCUGCUGUUGUGGACGAAGAUGAAUCACUUCAGCAGCUCUAUGACGAGCGCAACCGAUUGGCGAAGGAGCUAGCUGAGACAAAAGUUGUUGUUGCUGAGCAGGCGUCUGUGCUGGACCGGCUUGGCCUUCUUUCCCCGUACCCCAGCGAGAUGGUCAGCGCCGCGCGUCGCCUCAUACCGCGAUUUCUUCCCUUACCGAAUCAUCCCCACCACCACCACCAGCAGCAGCAGCAGUAA